GUUCAGCAGCAGUGCAGCAUUAUCCGGUGAGACUCGUUCAGCGAUCGAUUGCUCCUGCCUGGUCCGGUGUAAAGAUGGAUGCCGGCCGAAUGAGGUUAUAAGCGGCUGGGUCGGGAAUCGACCCUCGUCCCUGGCUGUUGACCGAGCACUUCCCCUCCUGGCCCAUCCUGCUUUACUACAGCAUGAACACAGCAGUGUCGGCACAUCUUGUAAUUCUGGCAAAUGAAAAUGGAAGAGGUUUCAAUGUCCAGCCUGGACAACAGCAAGCUGGAGGGCCUAGCGCAAGACAUCCUGUCUGAUCUGGUGGAGGAUGCGUGCCUGGGCCUCUGCUUUGAGGUCCACCGGGCCGUUAAACAGGGCUAUUUCUUCCUGGAUGACACAGACCAAGAAAGUAUGAGGGACUUUGAAAUCGUGGACCAGCCUGGAGUGGAUGUGUUUGGACAGGUGUACAACCAAUGGAAGAACAAGGAGUGCGUUUGUCCCAACUGCAAUCGUAGCAUCGCCGCCUCGCGCUUCGCCCCGCACCUGGAAAAGUGCCUGGGCAUGGGCCGCAACAGCAGCCGCAUCGCCAACCGCAGGAUAGUCACCGGGAACACCACCAAUAACAAGUCCGAAAGCGACCAAGAGGACAACGACGACGUCAACGACAAUGACUGGUCUUACGGGGCCGAAAAGAAAGCAAAGAAAAGGAAAUCGGAUAAGAAUCCAAACUCUCCAAGAAGAUCUAAAUCCUUCAAGCAUAAAAGUGGCAUGAUGGGACCCCGGCGGCGCAUGGACAAUCAGGAGAGCCCCCGCAUGCUCAUGAAAGAUGAAGCGUUUCCUUAGCAACCACCUCAAGAGCGCACUUUACCAUCUCCGAGUGUUGUGUGACGUGUUCCUAUACAGUAUAUACACACAAAUCGACAUGCAAAGAAAACACAAAGUGGGAGACAAGUGUUCUGUGAUUCUCACACAUUCACGAUGAGGUAGCUGUGAGAUUCACCAACAGCUAUCGUAUCUGAUGAACUCGCUCUUUCAACAAAAAAAAAAGGUUAUCAUACCAGCGCUCAUGUUUAUUCAAUUUCAAUUUGUUUUGUAAAUGAUACGCCGGAGUCCAAAAAUUAUGAAUAUCUUUUUAGGACUCAACUAAUGGAGCUGCUGAUUGAUGCCGGUCAGUCGAGUGAAGAGUAACUGAUGCUAAUAUGGUCCGUUAUGUGUGCACAUACCUUUUUCUCAAAAAAUCAGAAAACAAACCAAAAAUAUAUAUGCCUGAGUUGUACUAUAUGUCCUCGUGAUUUUGGUUAACCUUUUAUUUUGACAAGUUAUUGCAUCAUCAGACAAUCAUGAAUAAUGGUUGGUCUAUUUGGAACAUACACUAGAUCAUGGACAGGAUCCAUCUAAUUAACAUUUAAAUAGAAAACAUGAAAGGGGACUCAACAUGUUGUGAUCAACAUGGUUGGAAACCAACCAUCCCAGCUGACUGUACAGGCAGACUGUGCUGUAAAGAGCGGGGGACUAUGGGCUAAUAACGUGGUGCGUUGUUGGUUUGGUAUUCUUUUCUAGCAUUAAACAUGUCCCUGUGUAACCUGUGUUUACAUUGUAAAGGUAACAUGUAUCCUCUGUGUGAUGUGAUAGUGUACAUAUUUCAAUAGUUUCAAUUGCUGCUAUCAUGGCUCAGUUUUUCAUCUGUCUAGCAUAAUAAAAUGAAUUGUUACCUGUCUGAAUGUGUGCUGUUUGUGUCGG
Messenger RNA from Gadus chalcogrammus (walleye pollock), 1722 nucleotides. It is a transcript of the gene atxn7l3b, whose product is annotated as ataxin 7 like 3b. The record is from RefSeq and is a predicted model, not a curated record. NCBI's taxonomy places the organism in Eukaryota, Metazoa, Chordata, Actinopteri, Gadiformes, Gadidae. Gene Ontology annotation, molecular function: transcription coactivator activity. Gene Ontology annotation, biological process: regulation of transcription by RNA polymerase II; positive regulation of DNA-templated transcription. Gene Ontology annotation, cellular component: DUBm complex; SAGA complex. The transcript has 9 exons. Bases 223 to 825 code for a protein of 200 amino acids.